GGAAGAUGGCGGAGCUGCGUGCGCUCGUGGGUGUCAAGCGGGUCAUCGACUUCGCAGUGAAGAUCCGGGUGAAGCCGGACAAGGCUGGCGUGGUCACAGAUGGUGUGAAGCACUCCAUGAAUCCUUUCUGUGAGAUCGCAGUAGAGGAGGCGGUGCGGCUCAAGGAGAAAAAGCUGGUGAAAGAGGUCAUAGCUGUCAGCUGUGGACCUGCGCAGUGCCAGGAGACCAUCCGCACUGCUCUGGCCAUGGGCGCAGACCGAGGCAUCCACGUGGAGGUGCCGGCCACGGAGGCCGAUCGCCUGGGUCCUUUACAGGUGGCCCGGGUCCUGGCCAAGCUGGCUGAGAAGGAGAAGGUGAACCUGGUGCUGCUGGGCAAGCAGGCCAUUGACGAUGACUGUAACCAGACAGGGCAGAUGACGGCUGGACUGCUGGACUGGCCACAGGGCACGUUCGCCUCCCAGUUGACGCUGGAGGGGGACAAGGUGAAAGUGGAGCGGGAGAUUGAUGGAGGCUUGGAGACCCUACGCCUGAAGCUGCCCGCUGUGGUGACCGCUGACCUGCGGCUCAACGAACCCCGCUACGCCACGCUGCCCAACAUCAUGAAAGCCAAGAAGAAGAAGAUCGAGGUGAUCAAGGCGGGGGACCUGGGCGUGGACCUGACCUCCAAGCUCUCUGUGGUUAGUGUGGAUGACCCACCGCAGCGCUCAGCCGGCCUCAAGGUGGAGACCACAGAGGACCUGGUGGCCAAGCUAAAGGAGAUCGGGCGGAUCUGAGCCCCCUUCCUGAAACUGCAAUAAAGCCAUGACUCU
This is a messenger RNA of Chrysochloris asiatica (Cape golden mole), 809 nucleotides long. It is a transcript of the gene ETFB, whose product is annotated as electron-transfer-flavoprotein, beta polypeptide. Gene Ontology annotation, cellular component: cytosol. The record is from RefSeq and is a predicted model, not a curated record. Lineage: Eukaryota; Metazoa; Chordata; Mammalia; Afrosoricida; Chrysochloridae. Gene Ontology annotation, molecular function: electron transfer activity. Bases 6 to 773 code for a protein of 255 amino acids. The transcript has 6 exons.